This is a messenger RNA of Protopolystoma xenopodis, 942 nucleotides long. NCBI's taxonomy places the organism in Eukaryota, Metazoa, Platyhelminthes, Monogenea, Polystomatidea, Polystomatidae. The record is from the annotation of a GenBank genome assembly.
AUGAGCAUAGCCUCCAGGCCUAUCAAUGCUGCCACAGAAUCUUCGCAAGCCGCAGCGCCUGCUGCGACAAAUGUUGCUCCAUGGCAAUCUGGAUCUAAACAUUCACACAUUUCAGGCUCUCAUCAAGGUCCUGGUCUCGACCUAAAGGGAAAUUACCUUAUGAGCCUUGUAACGAACAGACACCCAGCGCCCAGGCAAAUGAUUACAUUGGCCAAAAGUGCUGUUGAUAACCAGCAAGUGACUAUUCAACUUAAUUUUACGGAGACAAUCGGACAAGGCACAUUUGGACAAAUCGAAAGGGCUACACUUACCUUUCCUGCCAGCUCGUCCACGAACACUGGAGGCACUUCUUCAGAAAAGUCUGCAGAAGAAAAUCCGAAAGCUUCAAAUUCCACUAAAGGCAAAUCUUUGCAGGUUGCAGUUAAGAGAGUAUUACAGGAUCCACGCUAUAAAAACCGUGAGCUAAAUAUGAUGCAAAAAUUGAUCAAUCAUCCUAACGUCGUGAAGUUUUAUUUUUACUACUAUUCAACAUGCUCUAACUCACGAACUGGAAGUCGCAAUGCACCUGGGGCGAGGGGCGGAGCACCUGGAGGUUCUAGUUCCUAUUCGCACGGGGUUGAUCUUUUCCUUCAUCUUGUCCUCGAAUGCUUCCCUGAAAGCCUUUGUGAAUUAAUCUUUCGAUAUUCUCGGCAGAACGUUAAUAUUCCCAUUUUAACUGUCAAAAUAUUUAUUUAUCAGAUGCUUAAAGCUCUUGCUUACCUUCAUUCUUUGAAUAUUUGCCACCGUGAUAUUAAAUCCUCGAACCUCCUUGUAGACGAGGACACACUUGUACUUAAAGUUUGUGAUUUUGGCAGUGCGAAAGAAAUGAUCCCAGGCACAGCAAAUGUUUCCUAUAUUUCAUCCAGGUGGGUUGUUCUUUUAAAUUCGUUAUUCUUUCCAUAA